AUGGCCGACAUUUCGGGGAGUGAAAUGCAUAAACAGUCAGAUGAAACAAUUCUCUUGUUAUGUUCUCCCUGUAAACAUAAAGAAAGAAAUAAAGAAGCGGACAAAUACUGCGCUGACUGCCAUGAUUAUUACUGCUCAGAUUGUCUUAACAUUCACGAUGAUCUUCCAGCCUUGUCGGGACAUAAGAUUCUAGAUAAAUGUCAAGUCAAAGAUGGGACAAGCGGAACAUUGCCUGUCACCCCAACACAAAGGUGCGAGAGACACGGAUUUAAACUUGUUGACAUGUAUUGCCAAGGUCACGAUAACGUUGGAUGUUCUACAUGUAUGGCAGUAGAUCACAGGUCAUGCAACGAUAUCUUCGAUGUUCCAGAGUUUGUUCAAAUAAAUCAAUCACAAGCACAGACAAAGAAAACACUCGAAGAUCUAAACGUAGAAAAUGCCAAUUUGAAGAAAAUGCUAGAAACUCGUAUGCAUGACAGGGAGCGAUUGAUGAACGACAAACAAGAAGCAUUGCUAAAAUUGAAAGAUUUCAGAAGGGAAAUUGAGAUGAAACUGGAUAAGCAUGAGCAAACAAGUAUCGAACAAAUUGAGAGCAAAUGUAAUGUCAUUGCUGAGAAAAUAAAUGCAGGAAUAAAGGUCUUAGAAACUGCACAGAAAGAUGUUGAGCCUGCUGAGGAUAGAAUGGUGUCAUGUGAUGAUGAUAAUAAUAUAUCCCAAGCCUUCGUCUCUUCUAAAAUCGGUAAAAGAGCGAGCUAUUGGUGCUGCCAUAAAAUGUCGAGAAGAAAAAGCAACAGGUAAACAUGUAAUAGAUUUCGACUUCAAGAGAAAUGAAAUUUAAUGAUCUGCCUGAAUGAAACGGAAAACCUUGGUAAUUUAUGUCAAUCAAAUGAAAUCUACAAAGUAAAGAAGAAGAGAACAUUUAAUGUUAGACAUCAGUCUGACAUACAAACAUGUUUUAUUAACAGUGCAUGUGAACUUGGUGAUGGGUCUAUAAUUCUUGCUGAUUCCAACAAUAAGAAAUUAAAACGUAUUGACAGCAAUUGCACUAACAAAGAUAUUUGUGAAUUACCAGUAUCACCAUAUCAGAUUUGCACUAUUAAUACACAUGAUGUAGCUACCGUAAGUUUCGGAGGAAAUAUUAUAUAUU
Ruditapes philippinarum (Manila clam) is the source of this 1147-nucleotide messenger RNA. RefSeq lists its product as uncharacterized. Gene Ontology annotation, biological process: positive regulation of DNA-templated transcription. Gene Ontology annotation, molecular function: ubiquitin-protein transferase activity; zinc ion binding. NCBI's taxonomy places the organism in Eukaryota, Metazoa, Mollusca, Bivalvia, Venerida, Veneridae. The transcript is spliced from 2 exons. Bases 1 to 798 code for a protein of 265 amino acids. Gene Ontology annotation, cellular component: nucleoplasm; chromatin. The record is from RefSeq and is a predicted model, not a curated record.